AUGAGGUUAGUGCGGGUGAUGGGGGUGAGGAGGUUAGUGCGGGUGAUGGGGGUGAGGAGGUUAGUGCGGGUGAUGGGGGUGAGGAGGUUAGUGCGGGUGAUGGGGGGUGAGGAGGUUAGUGCGGGUGAUGGGGGUGAGGAGGUUAGUGCGGGUGAUGGGGGUGAGGAGGUUAGUGCGGGUGAUGGGGGUGAGGAGGUUAGUGCGGGUGAUGGGGGUGAGGAGGUUAGUGCGGGUGAUGGGGGUGAGGAGGUUAGUGCGGGUGAUGGGGGUGAGGAGGUAGUGCGGGUGAUGGGGGUGAGGAGGUGA
Knipowitschia caucasica is the source of this 306-nucleotide messenger RNA. The record is from the annotation of a GenBank genome assembly. NCBI's taxonomy places the organism in Eukaryota, Metazoa, Chordata, Actinopteri, Gobiiformes, Gobiidae.